Molecule: messenger RNA, 1026 nt
Organism: Hydatigera taeniaeformis
Lineage: Eukaryota; Metazoa; Platyhelminthes; Cestoda; Cyclophyllidea; Taeniidae
Source: the annotation of a GenBank genome assembly
AUGUUCCUAACUUCGGUAAAAUCAUUACAGGUCUACCUGACAAGCGUUGCUGUUACUGUAUUCAUCCUUCCCGCUCUUUUCAUCACGCUCUGCCACGUGGUCAUGGUGGUGCGCAUCUGGCAGGCUGCUGCCAACACCGAACAGGUUCUAACUGUACCUCUAAGUCACUCUUCGCCGGUGAAGAGAUUGCGACGUGCAUUUGAUCACAUCUGCCACGAACCUUCUGCUCAUCAGGCCAACAACGACAGCACUUCCAGCCCCUGCCACAUGGCUGGUUUUCGUGGCGCCACUCCCAUUAAAAUAAAAACUUCGCCAGGAUGCAUUCCUCGAGCAAGAAUCAAGACCGUAAAAAUGACGCUGGUUAUAGUAUCAGUCUACAUCAUCUGUUGGUGUCCCUAUAUGAUAUACAACUUGCUCAUAACAUAUCGUGUCAUCGGACCUCACACGCCGAGACUGAUGGCGGUUUCGCCACUCAUUCAGAGUUGCCAUCAAAAGCCAAAUUUAAUAAGCUUGUUUCAAAACAAUGCAGACAUCUCUACCACCAGUUUAUCGCGAGAAAUGCCCUCCGCACCUGGUGACUUUGAAUUCCUCCACGAAUCCGGUUGUCUUUUGGAUGUUCAGUGCCCAUACGAUAAUAACAGAACGCCGAAAAAAUCGUCGAAGGUAAGUGAAGGCUCGUCGGCACGCGCGCAAGCAAUGAUGGCAUACACAAUCAGAAAGCUGACAUCUGGAAAACUGAGUCAGCUCACAAAUAGAUUUUGCGCUGCUUUUAGUAAGGUAGUUCAGAGACAUCACCGCAGAUGGAAAUGUAACUCCAGAAACCGUGUGUGGCACGACCGCCCAGACUCAAAAGAGGAGAUGAUGAUGAUGAAGAAGAAGACGCGACAGAACGAGCGCCAUUUCAACCAGCCAAGUAAUCGUACUGCUAGUAAUAGCAAUCAAAAGGAGAGUGAGAAGACAAGUGUCAGUGUGAACGUGGAGGUCUCCCAAAUGGAUAGUAUCUUGCCGUCCCAGCAGAAUCUUUAA